GAAACGUCUCUGGAAGAUCGUAUCAAACGUCACCCUCGUCUCACUUUCGCUAAAGCACCAGCGCGCGACCAAAACUGGCCACACCAUUGCUGGCUUGAGCAAAUCGAAUCAUUAUUAACUGAUUUGGUGUCAACUUGGGAAGGCAUGUUAGUUGUGACUGGAGACAUGAACAUCCACUGUAUAAGUCCCAACACUCCUCUUACAAGAUCGUACAACGAAAUACUCCAAACCCUAAGUUUACACCAGCUUGUAUCAAAACCGACGAGAGUAACUCAAACAUCUUUGACUCUGAUCGACCAUAUUGCAUCUAACUGCCCACAUCGAGCCACUCUUACAAACGUUCUCCCAUGUCCAACA
Paramuricea clavata is the source of this 357-nucleotide messenger RNA. NCBI's taxonomy places the organism in Eukaryota, Metazoa, Cnidaria, Anthozoa, Malacalcyonacea, Plexauridae. The record is from the annotation of a GenBank genome assembly.